AUGCAGGUUGUUUUCGUGAUUCCAAUAAUCGUAUGCCUUUUGGUAAAUUAUAUUCAUGCCACAAAAGAUCCAAAUUCAGCCCCUAAUCGUCAUACUGCUGUUCAUUUAUUUGAAUGGAAAUGGACAGAUAUAGCAAAUGAAUGUGAACGAUUUCUUGGACCUUAUGGAUUUUCAGGUGUUCAAGUUUCACCACCUAAUGAACAUGCACUUAUUGAUGGUCGUCCAUGGUGGCAACGUUAUCAACCUGUAAGCUAUAAAUUACAGUCAAGAAGUGGUUCUGAAGCUGAAUUUAUUGAUAUGGUUAAUCGAUGUAACAAUGCUGGUGUUCGUAUUUAUGUUGAUGCUGUUAUUAACCAUAUGGCAGCAGGCGGAAAUCAAGGAUCUGCUGGCACUUCAUACAAUCCUGGAUCAAAAGAUUUUCCUGGUGUACCAUUUAGUGCUUGGGAUUUUGGCGAUUCUUUAUGUAAAACAGGCAGUGGAAAUAUUGAAAAUUAUAAUGAUCCUGAUCAGGUGAGAAACUGUAAAUUAGUUGGUUUACCUGAUUUAUUAGUAUCAAAAGAUUAUGUUUUGGAUAAAAUUGUUGAAUUUAUGAAUCGUUUAAUUAAUAUUGGUGUUGCUGGUUUUCGUAUUGAUGCUGCUAAACAUAUGUGGCCAAAUGAUUUAAAUAAAUUGAUUGGCAAAUUAAAUAAUUUACCAUCACAGACAUUUGGUAAUAAUAAACGACCAUUUAUUUAUUUUGAAGUUAUUGAUCUUGGUGGUGAACCAAUUAAGAAUACAGAUUAUACAUGGAUGGGUCGUGUAUCUGAAUUUCGUUAUGGAAAAUUUUUAAGUGAAGUUGUACGAAAGAAAUUUGGACAAAAACUUAAAUAUUUAAAUAACUUUGGAACUGGUUGGGGAAUGAUUCCCGAUGGUGAUGCGCAAAUUAUGGUUGACAAUCAUGAUAAUCAACGUGGACAUGGUGCUGGUGGUGAUAUUUUGACAUUCUUCGAUGGUCGUCUCUACAAAAUCGCUACCGCAUUUAUGCUUGCUUGGCCUUAUGGAUAUCCUGUAAUCAUGUCUAGUUAUAACUUUAAUCGUAAUAAUGAUGCUCAAGGUCCACCAUCAAAUGGUAAUGGUAAUACCAACAAUGUUAUUAUAAAUGCUGAUCUUUCUUGUGGUGGUGGAUGGAUAUGUGAACAUCGUUGGCGUCAAAUUUAUAAUAUGGCUCGUUUUCGUAAUGCUGCAGGAUUUCAACCAGUUCAAAAUUGGUGGGACAAUGGUAACAAUCAAAUUGCUUUUUCACGUGGUAAUAAAGCUUUUAUUGUUAUUAAUAAUGAUGAUCAUAGUCUUGAUCAAUCGUUACAAACUGGUUUACCACAAGGUCAAUAUUGUGAUAUUAUGUCAGGCAAUUUUGAACAAGGUCGAUGCACAGGCAAAGUCAUAACUGUUGGAGGUGAUGGACGAACAAAAGUAACAAUAUCUAAUAGUGAAGAAGAUCCAAUGAUUGCUAUUCAUGUUGAUGCUAAACUUUAA
Rotaria sordida is the source of this 1512-nucleotide messenger RNA. The record is from the annotation of a GenBank genome assembly. Lineage: Eukaryota; Metazoa; Rotifera; Eurotatoria; Philodinida; Philodinidae.